ACUCAAGAUUUCCCCAUCCUGACUUGAAAGAACACUGGACACCUCUGUUACUGUGAACCAGUUUGGGGAGUUCCCAGUGCCCAAGACAGAGAGCAUGAAGUAACUCAUUGGGCAGGAAAGCAGCAUUCAAACAAGACAGAUCUCUCCAGCUGGAGCUAUAGCAGCAGCAACGAGCAGCAGCUUUCUAGAUAGUCAAAAGGCAAGUGUGCUACAUAAAAAGGGAAGGGAGAGGACCAGGUUGAGAGGAAAUGAAUAGUGACAUAUGGAAUGGAAAUCUGCACCAGAGUUUUAUAUUUCUACCUCGUUAUUCUGUUCUGUAAUGGAGAAGAUGAAUUUCAACAUCCAGGUGAUGAGAUCUAUGUGCCUACCACAACCUCAAACUGCUCAUCAUUACUUGAGUCUCAUACUCCAAAAAGAGUCCUUGAUUUUUUUCACGUCAUUAAACAACUAACCAGUAGCAAGGGGGCUGCUCGUAGUAAUCCAGAAGUUGUAAAUUCAUCACAUCAUCAGAACUUUCAAGACGAGCCAACAGCUGUUUUAUUUAAUAGUCGACCACAGGAAAUAUCAGGUCAAAACUCACCUCUGAAACUGUCACAAAAGGUUGCAACAGUUGAUUCUCCACAAACUGAACAAUCCUUGCAGAACACAACAGGGCUUCCAGUGCUAGCAGAGAAGCAGCAAGGAAACAAGUGGCUUUUAAAUGUCAAUCCAAUGUUGAAGCACCGUGUUCUGGAUCACAAAAGACAAGCUAGAAGGGAAACUGAAUUUCUGCCUUCUGCACUAAGGGGCGAUAAUGGCUGCGGGAUCCUGGUGAAGGGAGUGCUUAAUCUAUCACACAGAGAACUAUCUGGCAGCAACCUGAAAGAGAAAAUGGAUUCUUGCAAUGCUACAAUGGACAAAAUUAGAGAGCUUAAUGCCAGUCACAACCAUCUGAACAUUGAUCUCACAGCCCUAAUUUCACUCCUCCUUGAAAUGAAGAACAUGCACUCUGUUGAUGUGAGUUACAACAAAAUAACUAACAGUGCUACUCACAGAAGUGAGAUGUGUAAUUUGGAGCCCAGCAAGCUUUUGUUUUUAAACCUUAGCCACAACCCACUCAACACUUUGGACAAGCUGUGUCUCCCUUCAACUCUCAAAAGUAUUGAUUUGUCUUUCACACGUAUUAACAAAAUACCAAAGGAGUUUGGGAGGGGAAAUUUUCACUUAGAAGAGAUAUACAUUCAAGGAAACCAUUUUAUAUACAAACCUCAAGCACAUGGCCCGGGCUUUUUUCUUCAACACUUAAGAACAAAACAGGCAGUGUACCAUCCAGAAGUUGUUUCUCGUAUUGAUGUCCCACAGACUCCCAUUCAAAGUCUCCCCCAGCAGGUAAAGCGUCUACAAAUGUCAAAUUGUUCUAUUGUAGAGCUUCCAAAAUGGUUUGCAAACAAAAUGGAGAAACUUCUUUUUCUAGACAUUAGUAAUAACCCUAUGCUUUCAUUCCCCCAGUUGCCAGCUUCCUUGCAGCACCUCGAUUUAAGCAACAGUAACAUCGAAAGUUUAAUUGAUAUCAGCCAUUUCUCCAAUUUAACAGUGUUACACAUUCAAAACAAUAAAAUGAGAGGUCGUUUCCCAUCUGAGCAUCUUCCACUCUCACUGAAAGAACUUGAUGUUAGUAAAAAUAACCUACACGUGUUCCCACUCCAGGAAGCACAGCAAAAAAUAGAAUCCCUAAAUGUUUCUAGAAAUCUAGUAACAGAGCUGUAUCUGAGCAUUUCUUUCUCCUCCCUCACCCACCUAGAUAUGAGCCACAAUAUAAUUACAGAGCUGUUGGAUCACACAGGAAAAUUUCUGCCUGCACUGAAAUAUUUUAAUUUGUCUGGAAACAAAAUUUCUGUUCUGCAACCAGGGUCUCUUCCUCAAUCAUUGCUUGAAUUGGACAUAAGCAACAACGCUAUUACCAUACUCAUGAAAGAGACAUUUAAGCAUUUAAAAAAUCUGCAAGUUUUGACUAUCCAGGGAAAACAUUUUUUUUGCAACUGUGACUUGUACUGGUUUGUAAACACAUAUCUGUCUAGCUCACAAGUGCAGAUAAAUGGCAAAGAAGACAUGUUGUGCAGCUACCCUCCUGGUAAAUGGGGUCUUUUGGUUGAACACAGUAACCUAACACUAUUCAAUUGUUCUCUUGGCUUUCAAAUGGGAAUUACAGCCUGUGUGGCCAUCUUGGUUAUAUCCACCAUCAUGACACUUUGCUGGCACUUUGAUGGACCCUGGUAUAUAAAGAUGGGUUGGUAUUGGUGCGUGGCUAAGAAGAAACAAUACGAAAAGAGACCACAACACAAACCAUAUGAUGCAUUCAUUUCAUACAGUGAAGAUGAUGCACCGUGGAUUAAAGGAACUCUGCUGGAAAAGCUGGAAACAAGUGGGUUUAAGGUAUGUUACCAUGAGAGAGACUUCAAGCCAGGGCAUCCAGUUCUUGGGAACAUUUUCUAUUGCAUUGAGAACAGCCACAAAGUUCUUUUUGUGCUGUCACCUAGUUUUGUCAACAGUUGCUGGUGCCAGUAUGAGCUGUACUUUGCUGAACAUCGGGUCCUUAAUGAAAAUCAAGAUUCUCUCAUUAUGGUUGUACUGGAAGAGCUCCCACCCAACAGCAUUCCACAGAAAUUCAGCAAGCUUAGAAAGUUAUUGAAAAGGAAAACCUACUUAAAAUGGAGCCCAGAGGAACACAAACAAAAGCUCUUCUGGCACCAGUUGACUGCUGUGCUGAAAACUGUCAAUGAGGCAAUGGUUUUGACAUCAGAAAAUGAGCUGCACUUGGAAAAUGGAGACAGAUAUGGAAUUUAAGUUCCAUGAAAGAUGAACAUGAACUUUUACAAUCAAUAUGAACUUUUGCUGAAAGUCUCAGCCCAGAUGAUAAUAGUGUUGAAGCAUUAAUUUAUUGAAAUAGUA
This is a messenger RNA of Eublepharis macularius, 2928 nucleotides long. RefSeq names its product toll-like receptor 2. The transcript is spliced from 2 exons. The coding region runs from base 268 to 2823 and encodes 851 amino acids. Gene Ontology annotation, biological process: toll-like receptor signaling pathway; inflammatory response; immune response. NCBI's taxonomy places the organism in Eukaryota, Metazoa, Chordata, Lepidosauria, Squamata, Eublepharidae. Gene Ontology annotation, cellular component: membrane. Gene Ontology annotation, molecular function: transmembrane signaling receptor activity; triacyl lipopeptide binding; protein binding. The record is from RefSeq and is a predicted model, not a curated record.